AUGGGGAGACAAAAAGAUAAGUUUUGGCAACAUGCUGAGCCACUUGAUAGUUCACAUUUCAAAUGCGAAUUUUGUGAAAAACAAGUUUAUGGAGGGGUCACUCGCCUCAAGUAUCAUUUAGCUAAGGUUAGUGGUCAUGAUGUUGCACCUUGUGAGAAAGUAUCUGAUGAUGUCCAAGCAGAAGCUCUUCUUGCUAUUAAUUCUGAAUCAAGUAGUAAAAAGCGUAAGAGUUGUACCAGUGGUGAGAGUAUAGUUGGUUCCUCUCCUUUGACUCCUUUAACUACAACUAGUCAAAGGCAGUCUACAAUGGAGGAAAUGAUCCCUAAGAUGGACAAACCAACUUGGGAGAAAUGUUUGCGUGACUUAUUUAUUAAAAAUAGCAUUUCUUUCAAUGUUGUUCAAUCGGAUGCUUUUAUCAAGUUUGUGAAGUGCACAACCCGUUAUGGUCCUAGUGUUCCUAUUCCAAGUUAUGGAACCCUUCGUGGAAGAAUAAUCCCUAAAGCAAGAAAGGACCUUGAAAAAAAUGCUGAAGAAGUAAAAUUUUGUUGGAAACAAACUGGUUGCACAAUUAUGUCUGAUAUAUGGACUGAUUUGAAAAAGCAGUCUUUUCUUAAUGUGAUUGCUUAUUCCCCGGGUGGUGCUCUCUUUCUGAGGUUAGAGGAGUGUUCUCAUGCUAGAUUGACUGGUCCUUAUAUAUUUGAUAUUCUUGAUAGAGAGAUUCAAAGUGUUGGCCAAAAUUUAGUGGUUCAAAUAAUUUCAGACAAUGCAUCCAAUUAUUCCAAUGCACUUGAUAUGCUUAUUGGAAAGUAUCGUUGGUUGUUUAAGACUCAAUGUGCAGCCCAUGGUAUCAAUCUAAUGUUGAAGGACAUCUAUGAAAAGUCAAUUGUUGAAGUGGAAGAGAAGCUUAGACUCCUAGUUGCAUCAGCUGAGUGGAGGAGUCUAAGAAAUUAUAGAUCUAUUAAAGUAGAUAGAGUAGUGUACACUAUUCAAAGGGAGUCGUUUUGGAAUGAUUCAAAAGAGAUUUUGAGAUUUAUGGAACCAAUCAUUCGAGUUCUUCGUUUGGUUGAUGGUGAUGGGGCUACAUCAGGAUAUUUGUAUGAAGCAAUGGAAAGAGCCAGAGAGAGCAUUGAGGGCGUUGAUAAAGAGGUAAAGAGAUUAUUGGAUGAUGUGGAUGAUAGCAUCGCUGAAGACUUGCUAUUUGGUGCAAGUGCUAGUUUUACUGAGAGCGAGACUCAACCCUCAGAUAGUAUUAUCGAAUUUAGUUAA
Messenger RNA from Macadamia integrifolia, 1266 nucleotides. RefSeq lists its product as uncharacterized. The transcript has 3 exons. The record is from RefSeq and is a predicted model, not a curated record. Gene Ontology annotation, molecular function: DNA binding. The coding region runs from base 1 to 1266 and encodes 421 amino acids. Lineage: Eukaryota; Viridiplantae; Streptophyta; Magnoliopsida; Proteales; Proteaceae.